AUCGGGUCAAAACGCCAUUCUCGUUUCUUCAUCAAGCAAAGCUUAAAACCAAAUCAAAAAAGCACGAGAAGCAUCGUUUCUCAACUCUACUGUUACGGCAUGAAAAUGACGAGACUACCCCUCUUCGUCGUCCUCCUACUCUUCACCGCAAGUUUCAUCACUCCUACGGCGGCGGAGAUCAAGUCUCUCACAAUUUCCGACGAUUCUAGGCCGAUGAUUCUCUUCGAAAAGUUCGGAUUCACUCAGUCCGGUCAUGUUAGCGUCUCUGUUUCCUCUGUAUCAGUAGUAUCUUCUUCGUCUGUUCCGAUCCCAGAUCCGUCGAGGCUAGGGUUCUUCCUUAUGUCCGAGGAAUCGCUUCUCCAGGUAGUCUUAGAGAUCGAGCAAAAGCCUAACUUCUGUGUACUCGAUUCCAAUUACGUCCUCCAUCUCUUCACAUUAAAAGAUCUCUCUUCUCCUCCUGGUUCCCAAAUACGAGCACUUGUACCCGGUGAUUUCUCCGAACGAAUACUCUCUCUUCUUCGUGAAUUGCGUUACGGAAACCAAAAUUUCGAUGAAGAUAUAGUUUGUUGUUGUGCAAUCUUAUUUCCUAUUGUUUGGUCGAUUCGUUCGCUAAGAGAGACUUCAAAAACCGAUGGGAAAGCGGCUAGGAACUUGGCGAAAUUGACUCUGUUUAGACAAUUCUACAUUGUUGUCAUCGGGUAUUUGUACUUUACGAGGAUUGUAGUGUUUGCACUGAAGACAAUCGCAGCUUAUAAGUAUCGGUGGGUGAGCAAUGCAGCUGAGGAGAUUGCAAGUCUGGCGUUUUACAUGUUGAUGUUCUAUAUGUUCAGGCCGGUCGAGAAGAAUGAGUAUUUCGUUUUAGAUGAAGAAGAAGAAGAAGCCGCAGAGCUGGCCUUGAAGGAGGAUGAUUUUGAACUCUGA
Molecule: messenger RNA, 921 nt
Organism: Arabidopsis lyrata subsp. lyrata
Lineage: Eukaryota; Viridiplantae; Streptophyta; Magnoliopsida; Brassicales; Brassicaceae
Exons: 2
Coding region: 100-921 (273 amino acids)
Biological process (GO): transport
Cellular component (GO): Golgi apparatus; membrane
Source: RefSeq, a predicted model, not a curated record